Messenger RNA from Cryptococcus deneoformans JEC21, 1376 nucleotides. RefSeq lists its product as hypothetical. Gene Ontology annotation, molecular function: tRNA dihydrouridine synthase activity; flavin adenine dinucleotide binding. Gene Ontology annotation, biological process: tRNA processing. The record is from RefSeq and is a predicted model, not a curated record. The coding region runs from base 94 to 1317 and encodes 407 amino acids. The transcript is spliced from 3 exons. Lineage: Eukaryota; Fungi; Basidiomycota; Tremellomycetes; Tremellales; Cryptococcaceae.
CACUUACUACGCUCAGUUCAGCACAUCAGUCUAUUACAAGCGCGUUACUACUAGAACUGUACCCUUACGCCAAUCCCCAUUACCUGCAGCAAUAUGGCUCUGGAUCAAGAUGCUACCGACGAACAGCUGUAUGCCGACCUUCCGUCUCCACUACAUCUUUCCCCCUCCGAACUUAUUGAAACAUAUCACCCGAACGUCCUGGCACCUCUAGUGCGCUGCUCUAAACUUCCUUUCCGCCAUCUUACUUCUCUGUACGAAACCCACAUCACUCACACACCCAUGAUCCUAGCUGAAGAGUUUUCGCGCGCUCAGAUAGCGAGGACUUCAGAUUUCAGCACAAGUAGCAACGAAAGAGGCGUCUACUGGAUGGCUCCCAAUAAUGGAAAAUGCCGAGGGAAAGGGGAGUAUAUAACCCGCGUUGGCCAUCCAGAGGACGUCCGACCUGCGAAAGAGCCGUGGAAAACGUAUCACUCUCCUCCAUCUACCGAGCGCCUCCCCCCAUCGCCGGCUCCCCCCAACCCCCAAGCGCAGCUCGUUCGAGGUUGCUUAAUAGCCCAGUUUGCAUCUCCCAAUGCCAAAUCUCUGGCUGACGCCGCUGAACUUAUUUCUCCUUAUGUUGACGGAAUUGAUCUGAACUGCGGCUGUCCUCAAAGAUGGGCUUACAACGAGGGUAUUGGAUGCGCCUUGUUGAGGAAACCGGAAUUAGUACGAGAUAUGGUUAGAGGCGUUAAAGAUCGAAUGGGGUGGGGGUGGCCAGUCAGCAUCAAAAUCAGGAUCGACUCAGAACAGGAAAAGACGGAGCAAUUGAUCUCAAAUGCCCUUCAAGCAGGAAUAUCUCAUUUAACGAUCCACGGCCGAACGAGGCACCAGCCUUCGACUGAUCCGGUUAACCUUCCUGGAAUCAAGUUUGCAGUAGAUUGCGUUAAAGGCGAAGUCCCAUGCGUGGCGAAUGGAGACGUCUGGGAACUUGAAGACGCAAGGCAGAUGAGACUUCACACAGGGGUUCAAGGUGUGAUGGCUGCCAGAGGGUUGUUGGCCAAUCCUGCCCUAUUCGCCGGUUAUGAUAAAACGCCAGAGGAUUGUGUAUCUCAAUUUAUCAACCUUGGCUUGGAUUAUGGUUUCAACUUUUCUCUUUUCCACCGUCAUCUCGCAUACAUGCUCGAAUCCCAUCUUUCCCGAGUAGAAAAAGUCUGGUUCAAUUCUCUCACAUCGCAAGCAUCUGCAAUAGAAUGGCUGAAUGAAAGAGCUAUCAAUUUCAAGGAAAAAAGAGGGACUAUCUGGGAUGCGCGUCGAGGCUACAACAUUACUGAUGUAUAAUUAGUUGCGAUUUGUGUGGGCAAUGUAGCGCAGGUUGAUGCAUGAAUUGUCGUAUAGAU